Molecule: messenger RNA, 4114 nt
Organism: Labrus bergylta (ballan wrasse)
Lineage: Eukaryota; Metazoa; Chordata; Actinopteri; Labriformes; Labridae
Gene: ulk1a
Product: unc-51 like autophagy activating kinase 1a
Biological process (GO): axon extension; piecemeal microautophagy of the nucleus; autophagy of mitochondrion
Cellular component (GO): cytoplasm; cytosol; autophagosome
Molecular function (GO): ATP binding; protein serine/threonine kinase activity
Source: RefSeq, a predicted model, not a curated record
UCACCAGCGUAUGGGUAGAAAGGUGACGAAGACAAUAAUAUCUUAGCUCAGUGUCUAAAUAUAAACAGCGACUAAGACCAACGUGAACUUUUUUAACUUUUACCGGUCGUAGUAGGUUUACAUGAUUAUUUUUUACCGUAUAGUGAGCGCUGUUGGUCGCUAAUACAUUGUUAACAUACAGAUAUUCCCACGCUGUUUAAAGUUUCUGUGUUGACAAACUUUGUCACGUUGUCAUCGUUAUUAUCUUCGUCCAUGGAGCAUUUUACAUGCGAGGACGGUGUUUUUAAUCAAUGAAAUGGGAUUUACCGGCACGAGGGAAGUCUCGUGGGACUGUACAUCUGUUUAAAAUAAACCUCUUGAACCUGCUCAGGACACUUUAACGAGUUUUAUUUUUUAUUAUCCAUGGAGUCUGUUGGGAAGUUUGAGUUCAACAGGAAAGACCUGAUUGGUCACGGUGCAUUUGCAGUUGUGUUCAAAGGAAGACAUAAAGAGAAACGUGACUGGGAAGUUGCUGUGAAGUGCAUCAACAAGAAAAACUUGGCCAAGUCACAGUGUUUGCUGGGUAAAGAAAUCAAAAUAUUAAAGGAACUAAAACAUGAAAACAUCGUCAGACUACUUGACUAUCAGGAAAUUGGGGGAUGUGUGUAUCUUGUCAUGGAGUACUGCAAUGGAGGUGACCUAGCAGAGUAUCUUCACUCUAAGGGCACUCUAAGCGAGGACACCAUCCGAGUCUUCCUGCAGCAGAUUGCUCAGGCCAUGAAGGUCCUGCAGAGCAAAGGCAUCCUCCACCGAGACCUCAAACCCCAGAAUAUCCUGCUCUGCCAACCAGAGGGGCGCAGGUCCAGUCCCACAAAUACCUGCAUCAAAUUAGCUGAUUUUGGUUUUGCACGUCAUCUCCAGAUAGACACUAUGGCAGCCACACUGUGCGGCUCUCCCAUGUACAUGGCUCCUGAGGUCAUCAUGUCCAAGACCUACGAUGCCAAGGCAGAUUUGUGGAGCAUCGGUACUAUUGUGUACCAGUGUCUGACUGGGAAGGCUCCAUUUCAUGCCAGCACACCGCAGGAGCUUCGCUUUUUUUAUGAAAGCAACAUGACCCUCUUACCCAGCAUCCCAAAGGAGACUUCUCGUAAACUCAGACACCUUCUGUUGGGGCUGCUGCAGAGAAACCACAAAGAACGGAUCAGCUUCGAUGAGUUCUUCCACCAUCCUUUCUUGGAGACAAGCUCAACCACAAAGAAAUGCUCUCCUGCUCCCACGCUCCCCUACCCCAGUUCAGGCUCAGUCAGCUCCUCCAGCAGCUCCUCCACAUCACAUCUGGCCUCCCCUCAACAUUCCGAUGGAGAGAUGCACCGACUGCAGCCCAAAGCGCAGUAUUUCCCUCCACAGGACUCCCCUGUCCUCAUGAUAAAAGAAAUAGCCAAUCAGCACAGCAGGAACACCUCUUCUUCCACAGAGGACUAUGUCAUGGUGCCUGCACAGUUUCCAAAUGAGGACACAUGUGAUGUUGAAGUCGGGUCACCUAUUGAGAGUUGCCUGAUUUACAGUGGGAGUUCACGACUGGUUGAAAGAAGCCCUGGAUUUGCAGGAAAGACACCACCAGCCUCUCCCCAGCUACACUCUCCCCCGAAACCGAGCAAACCUGUUAAAUUAGUCGGCCCAAACUGCAGCCCUUCAUUGCCCAUUCCUGUCCCGACUCAGAUCCAAAACUACCAGCGUAUGGAGCAGAACUUGCACCCUGCCGGCCUGCACGGCUCCACCAGGGUUACACUCUGCUGUGGCGGCAGCAGCGGGGAAAACUCCCCCCAAUAUGGAGGUUGUAGGUCUGCAGGUGUGGGAUCUGUCGUCGACUCCCCAAGACUGGCAAUUGGAGGCGCGCGACCACAUCCGUCUUCCCCACUAGUGGGAAUGACCCCAAAGACCUCAGAGCAGACUCUCCCCUUCAGCACAAGAACUGGACUGCUCACUGGCUCCCCUGACAUGCAGGACACCAGCAGCCCAAAGGUUAAAUCAAGGAUGCCAAACCGAACCAGGACAGUCCCAGACCUGAAAUCCCUCGACCCAUCUCCUGCUUCCCAGACCAAUUUCAGCAGGAAGUCAGCCAAUAAGAAGGGCCCUUUUAAAAGAUCGCUGAGCACAGGCAGGUUGUCUGACAUGCUACUUAAAGCCGCCUUUGGAGCUCAUCUUAUUGAAGAAGGAAGUGUCGAGAGCCUCAACUGUGACAGAAGCAUGGAUAUAACAGCUCCACCUACUGGUUAUCACAGAGGCUUGCAGUUCACAGACAGCCCCCCUCCUACAAUCUUCAUAAUGGGUUCUUCUCCCUCCAAAGGAAACACUCCUCCUGAUGCUGUGGUAUCUAGGAUGUUUUCAGGCUCUCCCAGCUACAUGAACUCAGCCUGGCUUCUCAACGGUCGUCUGCUUCAGGGAGGAAGCCGCAGAAACAGUGAGACUGAAUCUAUGGACGCUACUCCUCACAGCAGUCUGGUGUUUCAUCCUCCGGAGCUCCCUGAAGACACACUGAUGGAGCAGGCUCAUACAGAUGUCCUGAGUGAACUGCGUUUCAUCUUGGCUUUUGUCCAUUGUGUCAUGGAGUUGGCUUCUUCUAAGGACCUGAGUCUUGAAACCAUAAGCAGUCCUGAUGUUUCCUUUCUAGAGCAGAGCUUAGUGACUGAUCAGAUCAGCCUUCUGAGUAAAGAAUGGAGCUAUGCAGAAGAGUUAGUGUUGUACAUGAAGGCUGAGGAGUUUCUGUCAUCGGCACUGCACACAGCUAAAGACAAUAUCAAACAAGGCCGACUCGUUCCCUCUGCUACAGUCAAACAAGUGAUCAGGAAGCUGAACGAAUUGUACAAGAACUGUGUGACAUACUGUCGCUCACUCAAUCAUCGGCUGCAGACCUUCUUGCUCGACAAACAGAAACUGAUGGAGCGCUUCAAUGGACUCACAGCAGAGAAACUCAUCUACAGUCACACCAUGCACAUGGUACAGUCUGCUGCUUUAGAUGAGAUGUUCCACUAUGGCACAGCAUCAGUGCAGCGCUACCACAAAGCCCUCUUGCUAAUGGAGGGUCUGUCUCGAAUCAUCACUGAGCAAAAAGACAUUGACAGCGUUGAUAAAUGUAAACAGUGUAUUGAGCGACGCCUUUCUGCUCUGCAGUCUUAACAAUAUCCAUGAACCCCCAGGAAAGCGUCCAAAGCAACUGUAUUAUUUUUCCUCAUCUUUUCAAUGCUGAUGGACUCUUCUAGUCUGUCAAUACACAAAGCACUUUGAUCCGUCUUAAGGGAAAUGACCAGUAGAGGAUCUGCUCUGAUCCCCCCAGCCAGUCUGUAAUAUUUACAUAAAUGCACAGAAAAGACUGGAAGAUUGUGCUAUGAUUGUUUGGACACUUUGAUCAGGUAAUUAGUUCUCAGUAUGUGUUUUGUUAAAGACUGUAUGUUAGUGUGUUUUGUGUUUGCACAUAGAAUAAGCAGAUUAAAUAUAACUGACAUUUAAUGGGUUUUACUUGAAACAAAGGUUGUUCAGUUGUGAUGCAUAUGUGUUAUGUGUAGAGUAAAAAAGCUCACCAGCCAUCGAGAGCCAGAUUGUUUUGGAUAAGAUGACCAAAUAUUACAAAUGAGCAGAAGUAGUGGAAAAAUGUGCCUGCUUUUCUUCUACAAUUAGUUUUUAAUCACAGCACAGGGUGAAAGUAAAGGUGGUGUAAGUAUGAGAUAGAUUGUCUUACAUCAUAGCCUUUAAUAAGUACAUUUGACAUUUGAUUGAGAUCUUGUUUUUUUAAAACUGAUUCAUUGAUGUCCUCUGUCAUUUGAAAUGUUUCCAGUCUGGAGGUACAUCAACUGCAAGAGCUCAUGUUAUCUGAUGUUUUGGUGUAUGAUCGCAAAUUUGGUUUUUUAUAUUGUAGCUGUUGGAAAAGAUCUUUGUUAAGAUCUUGUAUUUUUUGUUAGAUAGUUUAUAAAUGAAUUUGCACAUAAUUUAUGCCUGAUAGUCCAUUUGUUAAAUACAAUUACACAUUUAAUUUUUGUGUACAUUUUUUGGUUAAACAAAAGUUUGUUAGGAUUGGAAUUUGCUCUUUUCUACUUUGACUUUGUGAAUGCCGUUGAGAUUUGCAAAAUUUAAUUGUUAC